Messenger RNA from Pezoporus flaviventris, 10053 nucleotides. It is a transcript of the gene CAMK1D, whose product is annotated as calcium/calmodulin dependent protein kinase ID. NCBI's taxonomy places the organism in Eukaryota, Metazoa, Chordata, Aves, Psittaciformes, Psittacidae. Bases 702 to 1883 code for a protein of 393 amino acids. Gene Ontology annotation, cellular component: intracellular anatomical structure. The record is from RefSeq and is a predicted model, not a curated record. The transcript is spliced from 11 exons. Gene Ontology annotation, biological process: peptidyl-serine phosphorylation. Gene Ontology annotation, molecular function: ATP binding; calmodulin binding; calcium/calmodulin-dependent protein kinase activity.
GUCAUUCAGUCAGGAGGGGCAGCGCCAGGCAGCAGAGCAGCGGCGGGGCUGCCUCCUCCUUCUUCCUCCUCCUCCUCUUCCUUCUCCUCCUCCUCCUCCUCCCAUUGCCAUAACAACCGCGCACAGCCGCUGCGCCCGCGGUACCGGCGGCGCCGCUCCGCGCCGCUCCGCACCGCUCCGCGGCCGGGAGGCUGAGCAUCCCCCGGGGCCCCGCAAGGGGGGUGGGGAAGAAAACAGUGGUAUCCCUCCCCCCAAAAAGAGAAAAAAAAAAACAAAAGGGACUUUUUCGCUGGGUGGGUCUAUCAGGAACCAAAGUGACCCCGACAGGCUGCGCGCAGCUGCUGUGCAGGGUGCGGAAAGAGGGAGGGACGGGGGAACCCCGCGAGUGACUCCGCGGGGCGGUGCGGAGGAGGGGAAAGAGGGGAUAGAGGAGGGGGCGGCAGAGAAAGUUGGUAGGAAAUAGCCCAGGAAAAGUGGCACUAGCGGAGCCCGCCGGAGCGCGGAGGAAAUAAAAGCGGCGGCGGGCAGGAAGUGUGAGGAGGGGAAGGAAGGGGAGAAGAAGGAGGAGGAAGAAGAAGAAGAAGAAACAGCAACAGCAGCAGCAGCCGCCGCCGCGGCAGAAGAGAAAGCAAAAGCCGCGCACGGCUCGGUGCCGCUCGCGCCAGCAUCCGCGGGGCUGCCCGGGGUUGCGCGCCGUGGCCAUGGCCCGGGAGAACGGGGACGGUGGCGGCUCCUGGAAGAAGCAAGCGGAGGACAUCAAGAAGAUCUUCGAGUUCAAGGAGACGCUGGGGACGGGUGCAUUCUCUGAAGUUGUUUUGGCUGAAGAGAGAGCAAGUGGGAAACUCUUUGCAGUCAAGUGCAUUCCCAAGAAAGCACUGAAGGGAAAAGAAAGCAGCAUAGAGAAUGAAAUUGCAGUCCUGAGAAAGAUCAAGCAUGAAAAUAUAGUUGCCCUGGAAGACAUCUAUGAAAGUCCAAACCAUUUAUAUCUGGUCAUGCAAUUAGUGUCUGGGGGAGAGCUUUUUGACCGCAUUGUUGAGAAAGGGUUCUACACCGAGAAGGAUGCCAGCACCCUGAUCCGGCAGGUCCUGGAUGCUGUCUACUACCUGCACCGAAUGGGCAUUGUGCACAGGGACCUCAAGCCCGAGAACCUGCUUUACUAUAGCCAGGAUGAAGAGUCAAAAAUCAUGAUCAGUGACUUCGGAUUGUCAAAGAUGGAGGGUAAAGGAGAUGUGAUGUCCACAGCCUGUGGGACUCCUGGCUAUGUUGCUCCUGAAGUGCUGGCCCAGAAGCCCUACAGCAAAGCUGUGGACUGCUGGUCCAUUGGGGUCAUCGCAUACAUCCUGCUUUGUGGGUAUCCCCCUUUCUACGACGAAAAUGACUCCAAGCUCUUUGAGCAGAUCCUUAAGGCGGAGUAUGAGUUUGACUCUCCGUAUUGGGAUGACAUCUCUGAGUCUGCUAAAGACUUCAUUCGGAAUUUGAUGGAGAAGGACCCUAAUAAAAGAUACACCUGUGAGCAAGCAGCACGGCACCCUUGGAUUGCUGGGGAUACAGCGCUCAACAAAAACAUCCAUGAGUCAGUCAGCGCUCAGAUCCGGAAGAACUUUGCAAAAAGCAAAUGGAGACAAGCGUUUAACGCCACAGCCGUCGUGCGGCACAUGAGGCGGUUACACCUCGGCAGCAGCCUGGACAGUGCCAGCACCAGCGUCUCCAGCACCCUCAGCCUCGCUGCGCCGCUUCCCGAUGCAGCCACACGGAAAGAUUGUAUGUCUCCAUCCACUCUCUGUAGUUUUGUUUCAUCUGCUUCUUCAGGCGUUUCUGCGGUAGGAGGGGACCGGAGACCCAGACCCACCACAGUGACCACAGUGCACACAGGGAGCAAGUGAGAGCUGGGGCGGCGAGGAGCAGGCAGGCAGCGGGGCUGGCAGGUUGCCCCUGCACAUCCCACCCUGCGGUGCUCGCUCUGCGAAGGACUAGAAGAAAGAAGAUUUUUUAUGGCCAUAUUUUAUACUGCAAAUUCUGAAAUGUUUCAUUUAUCACAAACUGCAAUGACUCCAGGGGGAACGGAUCUAACAGUCUCUGGUGCUGUACAUAUAUAUACAUAUAUAUAUAAAUAUAUAUAUAUGUGAGUCUAGCGAUGUUCUAACCAAUGAACACUCAUUCUUCUCCCCAUUGAUUUACUCUUUUUCUCAGUGUAGGUAACAGUAUAUGUUGUAUUUUUUUUUCCAUUAACUACAAACAUCUCAACUGGAUUAUUUAAAUAGAGAUACUUUUCUGAGCAUUAUAUUUUUUUUUUCUUUUAAAAAGUACUUCCAGUAAUGUCCCUCCUUCCACUUUGCUGGAGGAUAGGCUAUUUCUGUAGGUAGGAAUUGACGUUACCUUUGCAACAUGGGAGUAUUUCAGUGGCAUGCCAUUUCUUGCUCCUCAAAUUGGGCUGUAAGUCUGGCUUCAGCAGAGCUGUUACUGUUCAGAUUAAAGAACUGCUGCUUUCCCUCCCCUCGUCCUUCUUGAAAGCCAUGGUGAGAGUUAAAUUGCCACCAGCUGGGAGCCAGCUCAUCUUUGGCCUCAUUCCUGUAGUGCUGGGGAUCUGCAGCACCCUUGUUUCAGCAGAGAGGCAGAUACAUGGUACCAGUCAGGAGCCAACCAGAGCUGAGCAAAAGAAAUGAGAGAGCACAGUCUCAUCCUACAGCUCCUAUCUCCUCCGAGUCACUGUGAGUUAUGGGCAGGGUGAAAGAAAAGGAAGAUGUAAGGCCUAGAGCCAUAUUCAUCACCUGCCACUGACUCAUUUGCCCUCUGGCAAGACAUUUAAUUCACCAAUCUCCUCCCAGCCUGGCCUCUGGUAUGGGGCACAUCCAGUCCGAGGGCUCAGUGCCAGAGGUGCUGAGCACCUGCAGCUUCUCAGGGCUUUGCCUGGCAUUGCUGAUGCUCAGCACCUCCCAGAGAGGCCAAAACUGGGUAUUGAAACCAAACAGAAAACUUUGGACCUCAAUCUCUGUGUGCCUGGUUUCACCCCCAGGAGAGGGGAGAUGCUUGAACCCUUCUGUGAAUCACUGGCAGGUUCUUGGAUGCACAGUGCAGGAUCUGGUGUAGCAUUGCUCCAUCACGCCUAAGGCUGUCUGAGGGCUGUCAAGGAGCACUGAGCAGGACCUCUGCCAAAAGGCUUGGGCACAUGCAGGGGCAGUGGUGGCACUGCCUCCUCCUCCUCCCUUGAAGCUCAUAGACAAAAGCAAGCUCAACUUCCCUGUUAAUGACUAGGUACAUGCACUUCCCAAGCUCCGUGUGCUGGUGCAUCCAUUAGGAACAGCCACUGUAACUGUCAUGCAGCCAUGCAUUAAAGCAGCAUGAAACAGAAAGGAGAGAAAUAUCUGCCCAGAAAAGCUCCAGGUUACUUCUACACCAUUCCCAGCUGUGAUUUUCCUUUGAGGAGGAGAGAAGGGAGGCAGGCAGCAGAGGCAGGCAGCUUUCCCUGGCCACUGUGAGCCUCUUGCACCCCAAACAGGUCCAUCCUGUGCCAUUCCCUGCAGCAUGCUCCACUGCCAUGCUUGUCUCAUUUAUCCUGCACAAGAAAUUGAGAAAGUCAACCAUAGACAUAGCUGAAUAUAUCAGGCAAUAGUGACCAUGCUGGGAAAAGAUGAUAAGCAUUUUUCACUGAGACUUCAAAAUCCUGCUUCAGCUUCAGUCAGUUGGCCUCAACUGGCAGAGCCAGGAUUUCAUCCAUCAUACUUUGAGUGCUGAAAGCUGGAAAAGCAGGUGGCAGUGAGCACUGAUUCUGUUUUAAAUAGCCAGUCCUUUCAUGCCACUUACACCUGUUGUACCAAAUAGAUCUCAGUAUUCAGCUGCUCCCCACUUUCAGAGGGCUGUGGCAAUCUGACUGAGCCCCUGGGAGCCCUGGUUGCCCCCCACCAUGUUGCAGAUGGCAUGGAUGCUCCUGCAGAAAGGUUUCAACUUCAACAUCUUCACCUCAGAGCAGCCUUCCAAUAUCUGAAGGGGGCGUACAAGGAUGCUGGAGAGAGGCUCUCCAUCAAGUGACUGUAGUGAUAGGACAAGCAGUGAUGGGUUUAAAUUUAAACAGGGGAAGUUCAGGUUAGAUAUAAGGAAGAAGUUCUUUACUGUGAGGGUGGUGAGGCACUGGAAUGGGUUGCCCAGGGAAGCUGUGAAUGCUCCAUCCCUGGCGGUGUUCAAGGCCAGGUUGGACAGAGCCUUGGGUGACAUGGUUUAGUGUGAGGUGUCCCUGCCCAUGGCAGGGGGUUGGAACUGGAUGAUCUUAAGGUCCUUUCCAACCCAAACCAGUCUGUGAUUCUAUGAUUCUGUGAUUUUAGGAAAGAUGCCACAUGGUGGUCUCUUGGGGGGUGGCAGCAAAACUCUGGUGAGAACUUGUGACUGAGAUUUGGGCACACUGAAGGGCAGGGGAUCUUCCUGCUGCAAGUCCCACUCCUUGACCCUAUCCCCUGGCCAUUGCCAUCAUAUAAUCCUGCCCACUAACAAGGAGCUUGGUUGGUAUUUACCGUCAGAACUCUUUACGUUUUGCUGCAAAGGUAUCUGAAAAAGAAUAUAAAACAAUUUAAAGUCAUUCUAAGGCCACUUUAUUUUGGCAGGCUCAAUAAGGAAGGUUUAGUUUAGGAGAGUCUCCUCUCCCAAGAAAUUGAAGUUAUUUUGAAACCCCAUGAUUUUGUAAGCCCGGCUGGCCCUAUUCUGCUCCAGUUGCAGGGAUGUGAUUAGGCAGUCUCCCAGUUUAGCAUCAGUGGAGUUCCCCAUGUUUACACAUGUGCAACCAAAACCAGGAUUUGGUUAGGCAAUAAUUUGUCAUUUUAGAAUGGUUUUAAAGAUUCAGGUUCAAGCGUUUCCUCUUUGCUUUCUCUUCUGAAACCUGAGGUCUGGUUUGAACUUGACGUAGUUGCUGAGGCCUCUAAUCAAAAUACAGCCUCCAAAUGUAUCUUGCAGGAAAAAAGGAAAGCAAAUGGAUUUCCAUCUGCAAAACAAAGAGCAGUGAUGGAAGCAAAGGCAGACAUGCUGUCCUGCAGAUGCGGAGGGCUUGUUCCCGUAUGCUAUGCUGCCUCUCCUUGCUGGAUGCUUCCCUUGGUUUUUAUUAGGAGGGUAUUCUUUCCUUCCACACUUGGAAUUAGAGUGAUUUCUCUUCCCUCCUGCAAGUAAUAUUCUGCCUUAGUUGUGUAAUUUAUCGUCAUUCUCUUUGGCUUAAUAUCAACUGCUGGGAUCUUAACACAAGAAACAGAAGCACUUAAAAGCAAAAUUAGUUCUUUCUGCUACAGUUUGGGUGCUGGGAAGCUCUGCUUUUAUAUCAGUGAAACACAGCUGGAAUCCUCACUGGAGUUCACCAAAUGCUUAGAGAUCUCUCCACUGAGUCCUGAAGUAUCUCUUGGUUAAAAUUUCUUAGUUUAAGUCUGGGUAAAUCUGUUAAGUGCACCCAGGCCCGAUUUAUGGAGGGGGCAGAACAAAAACUCCAGCAUUGCUUGCCAGGGAUGCUCCAGUGCCUUUGCGUGUCCUUCCCCUGCUCCAGUCCACCUCUGCUCAGCCACUCUCACACACAAAUGCUAAGCCAGAAGUCAGUAAUGUGUGCAUGUGGAGAAGGGGCUAAGAGACCCAAAGGAGAAGAUUUAAAUCAAAUCCCCAGCUGGCCUUGUCAUGAAGGUGUAGGUAGAAAAAUCCCUCUGGGCUCUUUCCCAAUGGACCAUCCUACUAAACAGUGUGUGAUUUACACCUCACAUAGAAGGAAGAAAUUCUUUACUAUGAGGGUGGUGAGGCACUGAAAUGGGUUGCCCAAGGAAGUUGUGAAUGCUCCAUCCGUGGCAGUGUUCAAGGCCAGGUUGGACAGAGCUUGGGUGCCAUGGUCUAGUGUGAGGCAUUCCUGCCCAUGGCAGGGGGGUUGGAACUGGAUGAUCUUAAGGUCCUUUCCAGCCCAAACCAUUCUGUGAUUCACAUGAGGACUUCAGCCUGGGCUCACCUGUCUGUUACCCUUCCCUGCUUUAUUUUACUGGUACCAAUGUGCUUUUCCUUUGUAACUCAUUUUCCUCAGCUCCUUCCCCUUCUUUUUCUUUGCUUGCAGCUUUGAUUGUUGAUUUUUACCUCCAGAGUCACAGAGGCCAUCUCUGAUGCCAACAGCAGUGCACUUGCUGGGAGAGCAAACAAGCAAACCAAAAUCCAGAAAACCUCCAGCUGGCCCCUUAGCCUGCAGAAGAAGUUGUGAGGACAGGCUGCCCAUGUGAACUCUGCGAGCUGAAAGUCAGUAUUGUAGUGGCAGGGGCUUCUACUGCUGAUUUUGCAUGUGACUUCAUUCCCAGUACAUCCUAACUUUCUGCUGGAUCACCCCUUCUGCAGCAUGGAAUGGAUAUUGGCCCCAUGGCACGGCUAAGUGGGGAAGUAGAAGUAUAGGGAAAACCUGUCAGUGAUGCUUUCCUGAGACUGUGUUACUCUGCUGGUGAUGUUUCUUUUGUCCUGGUUGCUAUUGUAGAGGUUCCAUUAGAGUAGUGGGUACAGAAAAAAACAAGUAGGAUUUUACCUAUGCCUUGUGUGUCUGUUAUGGUUGUGGUGCUGAAAUAAAACCAAGCAGUGAUAGAGGUUUGUUCUUGAAAUGAAUAAAACAACAGAAAGUGUGUCAGCCCACUGGUAGACACCUCCACGUAGUUCUGCAGUAGGGAUUAGUGGUUUCCACUGUGUAUGUGUCCUCCAUACCUACACAGUGAUUGACCGCAUUCUUAUUAUAACCACUUCUCCCCUGCCUGGCCCUGAGGGACUUUGAGGCUUGUCCAAAGCUUUUCCCAGGCCCAGGAGCCAACACAGCCCUUGAUCUCUGACUUUUCUCCCCAAAUCCUCUGCAAACCAGAACAUGGACCUCCAGGGUGCCCUAGAAAUGCAGUGGAGCUGAUCGUCAGGCUUCCCCUUCCUUAAGUGUGACCAUAUUUUUAGGGAAACAAAUCCCCAAGGAAAGCCAGAUCGCUUCCAGCCAUUGGCAGCCAGUGAGAAUAUUGUCCUUUGAUCUGAACUUGGCAUUGGCUCGAUCAGAUAUAGGGAAACCUGUGCUGUUAUUUCCCCCUGUGGUAACAGUUCCAGGCCUGAGCAGCACUGGGUGAGCACUGCAUAAAACCACCAGACUGACUUUGCCAACAAGAUCAUGCAGACUGUAACCUGCUGCUUUUGCUCUUUCCAAAGAGCCAAGGGAUUCAUCUACUGGCAAAAUAAGUUUCUAGACUGAGCCCUGAGGUGCAGAAGUAGCUUCCUGUCAGUGUACAGAAUUCAGUGGGAUUAUUUGCGUUCUUUAUCCCAUGCAUAUUUAUCCAUCUGAAUUGGUGCCUGAAUGCAUCCCAGAAAUUAUUCAUGGGAAGGGAGUUUUGCCUUCAUUAUCAUGCUUAUUUGCACCAGAAACUUGAUGCUAAGUGUUACACUCAUUCAAGCAAAAAGUGGAAACACACAGAGACGUUGGUAUCCAAGGAAAACAGCAUCAAAACCAAGCGUGGAGGAUUAGUUGGCAGAUCCCUGCCAGCAAUGGCUGAGUGAGGAAACAGCAACCUGCUCACAAACGCUGCAUGAACAGCUUCCCCUAGUCAAUCAGGCAUUCCAUAUUUCCGGCCCAGCAGCAAGUUUUACACAAUCCCUGUAAUUUUACCCUGCAUCCCUGCAGCUGAGUCCUGCCUUCCCAUCCUGUCCGCUGGGGUGGUUUGGUCUCCGUGAUGCACGUGUGUGCAUGUAUGUGUGUGUGUGCGUGUUGUGGCCCCAGGGAUGACAGAUCCCUCCGGUGGGAGAUCAGGAGUUGGUUCAGGGUUUUUGGCUUGACUUUGCAUGGUUGGGUCAAAGCUGUGUAAAUAGUUUAUAGGGCAGGAUAAAGGAUCUUUAGCCCAGACUCUGGUUUUCAAGACCCCUUCCCACCGCGAACUGUGCCACUGGUUUGUUCAGGUAGCCAUUUUUUAGCCCCUCUUCGUAAAUGAUAAGGUCAGAAGAGUGGCUCUUACAUUUUUUCCACGCUCCAGAGUGGAAUCAGGGCAUGUAUGCUCACAAGCAUUGUGAAAAAAAUCACUGCUGAACUAAUGAUGACACAAAUGUCCAAUAAAUGCAUGAUACUGCACUGCAUGUAUUAAACUGCUGUUCACUGUUUCUGUAUUUCCCAAGCCUUUUCUUUAUUCACCUUCAACCCAACCUUUUCUUCGAGGGGUUUACUUCUACGUUUUGCUUUUAAAUGACUCAAUGUAUCUGUAACUCAAAAUCCAUCUUUAAGUUUGAGUAAAUGCAAAAGCUGAUGUUUUGUAAACAAGAUACUGCAAAGCCUGGUAAUAUAUUUUGUCUUUCUGUUGAAUGCUCUGCAGCAUGUACAGGAAGAGUCACCAUCCAGAGCAGCUUAAAACUAUGCAGCAGUCAUGUACACGUCUAGAAACAGGGAGUCGGGGAGGGGAGGUUCCCUUUUUGAAUAUAAUGCUUAAAAACUUGAUCUGCGUCAAAAAUUCCUUCCUUGGGCUGCUAAUGCUCAGGAUUACCAAGAAGCAUGUUGGUGUGUCUCUUUGUUUUCUCUUUUUUUCCUUUGUCUUGUUUUUCUUAGUCAGAAUUUAGACCGGUCCACUCAAUUCUUAGUAUUCUUUCUCUUCCUACAAGAUAGUUCUUUCUCACCUGUUGCAGAAUGAACUGCAUUUUGGGGACCAAGAUGCUGCGAUUCUUUGCCUGCACAAAAUAGGGCAGAGAGCUGAGCUAAUUAUCCCAUCCUUCCCAAAGCAUCACCACUAAGACAAUAGCAUUUGAUCCUUGAACCUCCAUGUAGCACCACCAUUUAUCCAUGGAAGUGUUUGAUAUGGUAUUUUUCUUUCUUCCACAUGUCCUUGCCUCCUCUUUCCUUGAUCAUUCACACAUUUUAAUUUGUGCUGGUCUUCCUAAGGCAGGGUACAGGAUGGCCACAUGCUACUUACUUGUAGUAGCUCUGGACCAGCCCUCUCAUGGGUAUCAGCAGGGCAGUGGUCCCAGCUCCUAAGUGGUUGCUGUGUUAGUGCGGGAAAUACUCAAGUUCCCAGUACGCAAAGCAGAGUCAUCUGAAAGGGCGGCAAAAUUGCUCUAGAUUCUUGGCAAGGACAUGACAAGCAGAAGGGCUGGAGAGAAAGCAUCAUACUGGUGUCACAGGGAGCAAGUAUCAGUCCUUGGGAAUUAUGCAAGGACUACUCCGUGGUGGCUGAAAGCAACAAGAAGCCUUGAGCCCGCCUUCAAGGCUGGUGCUCAGCCAGGAUACUGUGCCAUUGCAGAAGCGCUACAUGGCAGCAUGAAAAUCAUCGUUAUUAAUGGCUGUAAGUCAGCCUGAGUUCAGAUUGCUGAGGCAGCACGUGGUGCAGGGCUCCAUGAAGAGGUGGAUGUGUGCUGUGGUUCUGGGUGGGUGGGAGCUUCGAGGGGUGUGCUCAGAGUAGCUCUGAGCUUUUCUAUCUGUCAUCUGCAUCCCCUGAGCAAGCAUGGCAUCACUCAUGCUAUGUCUUACUAGAUCAAGCUGUAGCAUGACCCCCAAAAUGAAGAGCGUGGAAGGUUGUAGCUCAGUAGGAGAUACAGUGUGACAUGUUUCUGGUCAACACAAUGUCAGUGUCCUGUCGUACACUGGCCCCUAGUUAAGAAACAGCAUUUUGGUCAGUUUGGACAUUUUUUAGACAGAUAAUUUGAUUUGGGUCAGCAAACAAUGAAUAAAAGCCUGGUCUGCCCAGAGUAGUGACUCCCCAGAUAUCCCCAACAGCAAAACAUCUUGGUUUCACUCAAUGAAAACGCAAGCAUGUUUUCUACAAAGGCUUAAAUCUUAAUCAAGGAAUGUCAGUGUGCCUAAUAUUGCAGGUCUUGUGAUUGAUACAAGUUCAUAACAGCAUCCAUGUCCAAAAAGAAGGGAGAAUGUGUAUUUACUCCGUGCAUGUUUUAAGGCAUCGCAAAAGUUUUAUCUGCAUAAUGAGUUUGCAAUACUGCAAAUUGUUAAUGGGGCUACGUUGCAAGUGGUUCUCUGCCUUGACAAUCAUGUAUACAUAUCGAGAUUUCUAUCAUGAUGACAAUUUAAAGGGAUGAGUAAUUGUUUUCCUCUAAUAAAUCCAAUUAAAUCAC